Messenger RNA from Medicago truncatula (barrel medic), 2031 nucleotides. RefSeq names its product F-box protein CPR1. The record is from RefSeq and is a predicted model, not a curated record. Bases 162 to 1340 code for a protein of 392 amino acids. Gene Ontology annotation, molecular function: protein binding. NCBI's taxonomy places the organism in Eukaryota, Viridiplantae, Streptophyta, Magnoliopsida, Fabales, Fabaceae. The transcript is spliced from 2 exons.
UCUAAAAGAUAAAGGAUAAUACAGUAAAACGUGGCAACAGUUUUCUCAUUGGUACUUUCUAGAUUUCGCCGAACUUACAAACCCUAAAGUAAACCAAAAAGAAAUUAAGACAACUCGCUCGUAUCUUAAACAACCCACCGCAAAAUCCGUAAUCACCGACGAUGGCAGAUCUUCCGACGGAAGUUACCACUGAAAUCCUCUCACGUGUUCCUGCAAAACCACUCCUCCGCCUACGCAGCACUUGCAAGUGGUGGCGAAAUCUCAUCGACAGCACUGACUUCAUUUUUCUUCAUCUAAGCAAAUCUCGAGAUUCCGUUAUCAUUCUCCGUCAACACUCUCGUCUCUACGAAUUGGAUUUGAACUCCAUGGAUAGAGUUAAAGAACUCGAUCAUCCUUUGAUGUGUUACAGUAACCGCAUCAAGGUGUUAGGUUCCUGCAACGGUCUUCUAUGCAUCUGCAAUAUUGCUGAUGAUAUUGCUUUCUGGAAUCCUACGAUCCGUAAACAUCGGAUUAUUCCAUCGGAACCGUUAAUCCGUAAAGAAACUAAUGAAAACAAUACUAUAACUACGCUUUUAGCUGCUCAUGUUUAUGGAUUCGGUUACGAUUCUGCUACGGAUGAUUAUAAAUUGGUUAGCAUUUCGUAUUUUGUUGAUCUACAUAAUCGUAGUUUUGAUUCACAUGUUAAGAUUUAUACUAUGAGAACUGAUGUUUGGAAAACGCUUCCAAGUAUGCCUUAUGCUUUGUGUUGUGCUAGAACUAUGGGGGUUUUUGUUUCUGGUGCUUUGCAUUGGGUUGUAACUCGAGAUCUUGAACCGGAAUCACGUGAUUUGAUAGUUGCUUUUGAUUUAAGGUUUGAGGUUUUUAGGGAAGUGGCGCUUCCGGGGACUGUAGAUGGGAAAUUUGAUAUGGAUGUGGCGUUGUUGCGAGGGAUGCUUUGUAUAAUUGAGAAUAGAGGGAGUGAUGGUUUUGAUGUUUGGGUUAUGAGAGAGUAUGGAUCGCAUGAUUCGUGGUGUAAAAUGUUUACGGUGGGGCAACCGCGUGAUGUGAAAUUGAUGAAAUCUUUGAAGCCGUUGGGUUAUUCGAGAAAUGGGGAUAAGGUUCUGUUUGAACAAGAUAGUAAGAAACUAUGUUGGUAUAACCUUGCUAGUAAAGAUGUGAGUUGGGUUAGAAUUUCAGGAAUCCCUAAUUCCAUUGAAGGAACUGUUUGUGUUGGAAGCCUUGUCAAACCUAGUUUGAUGAUGAAUCGAAGUGUUCAAAGCAAGAAGCAGAAACUCGUAGAGGAAAAGAAUAAGAAGAAAAGGGAUGACUUCUUGUCCAAAGGGUUCAAAUUAACGUUGUAAACGAACACAAGAAGAAAGAACGGUAUACAGCUGAAACUGGUGACCCGACAAAUUCAUGAGUUAUACCUGGUCGACGGAUACUGAAAUUUGCCUUGACUCAUCAGGAAGAGUUGGAAUGAUCAGUAACCAAGCCCUUUUUAACUGUUGGUUAAUUUUGACUUCUUCCCUCCCCUGUAUUGCUAUGAAUCUGCACCUUUUGUUUUCUCAGGGUUGAACAGGAACAAAGGUACUUGAGUUCGUGCAACACUUGUGACAAUGACAAAAAUAUACGAAAGGUAAGUCCAGCAAUUGGCCGUAGUAGGACUGCCUAGGCACCUCCUUCCCUUUCUCUGGUUUUGUUGUAAUAAAUUGAAAUACUCCUCCUCAUGUCGAAACUUCUGUCUACCUCAUGGGAUGGUUUUGCUCUAUGUAUUUGCUGGUUGCUUUGCAGCCACACAUGUACAUUACAUUGUAAUAUGUAAAAAACUCAAAUAGUUUUUGUUGUUCUUUAGCAAACUCAAAUACAGUUUUACUUGAAUGGUUUAUUUGUAAGGACUUAGAAGCAAGUCACUUCUAAUGAUGAGGAAACCCGAUUUUUUGCUGGGAAGACUCAACUGAGAAAAUAGUUGGCACUCUGUUCUAGUGCUCUGAUUAGUUUCAGGAAGAAAACUAGUAUAGUUGAUUUUGUCUCAAUAAAAUGUCAUUUUACUAA